Molecule: messenger RNA, 2496 nt
Organism: Closterium sp. NIES-67
Lineage: Eukaryota; Viridiplantae; Streptophyta; Zygnematophyceae; Desmidiales; Closteriaceae
Source: the annotation of a GenBank genome assembly
AUGGCGGCGCUGAUGUACGGCUGCGAUCUGUCGCACGACGAUCAAUGGGGGCACCUCGCGUCCGACCCGUACCUGCGAUUCACCGCCUCCUCGGUGCCCAGCCAGCGCAAGGUCGCCAACGUUCAGAGCCUCGGCUUCGGCGCGCUCUUCGCUCCCACCCCUCCCGUCCCCGCCGCCGCCGCGUCUCCGCUCCUCUCACCCUCCGCUUCCACCCUCGCCUCCCCCGCCUCCGCCCCUCCCGCGUCCUCCCAACCGCCCCCCGUGGUGCGCCAUGCGCCUCUGCGCUGCGCGUUCUGCGGGGCGUGCGUGUGCCUCUACUCCGCCAUCGUCCCCGCCACCGGCGACUGGCGCUGCGCCCUGUGCGGGCGCCCCAACAUGAGCGGGGGGCACUACCUCCUGGCGGAGGGGGAGACGCUGGAGGGGUGGGCGGAGCUGGGGGCGCGGGUGGUGGACUACGUUGAGGUGGGGGGGGGGCGGGCGGACUGGGGGGAGCGGGAGUGGGGGGAAGCGCGUCGGAGGCGGUGCUGGGGGCGCCGGUGGUGGUGGUGGUGGAUGAGGGCAUGGACGACGGCAGCAUGGCCGGGGUCAGGGCCGCGCUCAUGUCCCUGCUGCAGCACCUGCCCUCCGCCACGCGCAUUGCCAUCAUCACCUUCGGCGCCUCUCUCUCUCUCUUCGACCUCUCCCCCUCCGCCUCUCCUCUGCUCGCCUCCGCCGACUGCUUCCCUGCCGCGCCCUCGCUGUCCGCGGCUGCGCUGGCGGCGCUGCUGCUGGGGCCGGCCACGUACCUCGCGCCCAUCGCCGCCUGCCUGCCCACCGCUCAGGCCAUCGUCACCUCGCUGCGCCCCUGCCGCGCCGCCACGCCCCCACUGGCGCGUGCGCGUGCCCUGGGCCCAGCGGUGGAGCUGGCGCUGGCGCUGCUGCGCGGCCCCGCGCCCGCGCUGCCGCGCUCUGCUUCCCCGCGCUGGGGCGGGCCGGCGCGCGUGCUGGUGCUGUGCGGAGGGCCCGCCACAGUGGGGGCGGGGGCGGUGCCGGAGGGCGUGGGGGGCGUGGGGGAGGGCGAGGUGCGGCAGCGCGAGGCGGCGGCGCGGCGGUACUACGAGGGGCUGGGGGGGGAGGCGCGGCGCAUGGACGCCGUGGUGGACGUGCUGGCGGCCGGCCCGCUGCUCGUGCGCACGCCCGCGCUGCUGCCCCUUGCGGCGCUGUCGGGGGGUGCCCUCGUGCUGCUGGACGACUUCUCCCCAGCGGCCUUCCCCGCGCUGCUGCUGCGCGCCAUCACGCGCGUUGUGGGCGGCAGGGGCAGCGUGGAGGUGCGCGCGUCGCCAGAGGUGGCGGUGACGCGCGUGAUCGGGCCCGCAGAGGCGGAGCAGGCGGGCGCGCGGCGGGGGGGCGGCGGCGAGGAGGGCUUUCCCGAGGACAGUGCGACGGGCGUGGCGCUGCUGGCCGUGGACGAGGAGGCGGCGCUCACCGUGUGCAUGGAGCUCACUGAUGACGUCAGCACAGACCACGUGUACUUCCAAUUCAUGUGCCGCUUCGUGGACCUCAACCAAUCACUGGUCACGCGGGUGGUGUCGGUGCGUCUGCCGGUGGCGGCCUCGCUGCCGGCGUACCUGGCGUCGGUGCACGAGCCCACGGCCGUGCUGCUCAUCGCCAAGCGCGUCGUGCUGGCCGCGCCCACGGCGCGCGAGGCGGGGGAGAUGCGCGCGUGGGUGGACGCGCGGGCGCGUGACCUGGCGCUCAAGUACGGCGGCGUGGCCCAGCACAACCGCUCCCUGCUGCAGUUCCCCCACCUCCUGCCCAGGGUGGCGGAGGCGCUGUACGCGCUGAGGCGCAGCCCGGUGCUGGGGACGCACGUGGCGGACGAGUGGGAGCGGCACGCGCUGAGGGGGCUGCUGCUGCGCGCGGGGGGGGAGGCGGCGCUGCGCAUGGUGCUGCCCUCGCUGCUCAUGUUCCGCGCCGGCCACGCCACCCAGUUCGUUGAAGUGCCGCCCGCUGACCUCGCGCUGACGUCAGAUGCCGCCCUUGUGUUGGACCAUGGCACGGACAUGCUCAUAUGGCUGGGCGCCCACCUGGCUCCGGACGAGCCCACUCGGCACGGCGUGGAGGCGGCGUGCCGGCAGCUGGCAGCGCAGCUCAUGGGCGGGCAGGGCGGCAGGGGGCGCUUCCCCACGCCGCGCGUGCUCUGCUUCACUGAAGGCACACCGGAAGCUGCCUUCAUGACCGCCCGCCUCACUCCCACUCACAAGGACCCUCUGGCCGUCCAGGAGCUGCUGUUCCCGCCGCUACGUGAGAUGCGGGCGGAGGAGCGAGCAGCGGUGCGCGCCAAGCUGCCGCCCUCCCCUGAGCCGGGCUUCACGGACUGGCUGCGCUCGCUCAAGCUCGCCCCUCCGCACCCCCCCGCGGCCGCGCCCUCCUGAUGCCAUGCCGUGUGGGAUGGCAUGGCCGUGCCUAUCACAUGUGUCACACAGUGUACUGCUCCAAUAAAAGCUCUGCUGUAUC